Alternaria burnsii is the source of this 1452-nucleotide messenger RNA. RefSeq names its product lag1-domain-containing protein. Gene Ontology annotation, cellular component: membrane. Gene Ontology annotation, biological process: ceramide biosynthetic process. The record is from RefSeq and is a predicted model, not a curated record. The coding region runs from base 1 to 1452 and encodes 483 amino acids. Gene Ontology annotation, molecular function: sphingosine N-acyltransferase activity. Lineage: Eukaryota; Fungi; Ascomycota; Dothideomycetes; Pleosporales; Pleosporaceae. The transcript has 3 exons.
AUGACGGAACCGUUCCCUCCACUCAACGGCGCACUGCCACACAACACAGGAGCCAACGGCGCACCCAGGCGGAGAAGGAAAUCUAGUGCGCUGGGCUCUGAUGUACCCGGCGAUGUCGAUGUACCAGCGUUGGCGACACAUCGGACGAGCACCCCGCCGCUGAACAGUCCAACCACCAUGGAUCCGAGAUCAGACAAAUCUACCCGCCGCUCCAAACGACGCUCAACCCGCCGUCUCCUCUCCAAAGCAAAACGCCUCUGCAUCCGCCACACAUGGCUGCUCCCUCUCGUCCUCGGCCUAACCAUCAUCUCGCUCUACGCCAUCUACCCCUACGAAUCGAACCCGCUAUCCGCCUGCCUCUUCCUCUCCUACCCGCUCGCACGCGACGACCCCCUCAUCCCCGAAAACGUGCGCUCCGACCCCAAUGGCCCGCAGCAUUACGGCAAGGGCGGCCGCGACUUUGCUUUUGUCGGCUUCUACAUCAUCGUGCUGAGCUUUACACGCGAGUUCUGCAUGCAGCGCCUCAUCCGGCCCAUUGCGAUUAAACUCGGUAUACGGAACCGCGACAAGCAGUCUCGCUUCAUGGAGCAGGCGUACACCGCGCUGUACUUUGCGCUGUAUGGUCCGUUUGGUAUCUGGAUCAUGAGCCGCACGCCCGUGUGGUACUUUAAUCCUAUUGGCAUGUACGAAGGGUUUCCGCAUCGGACACACGAGGCGGUUGUCAAGGCGUACUAUCUGCUGCAGGCGAGUUAUUGGGCGCAGCAGGCUAUUGUGUUGCUCUUGAUGCUGGAGAAGCCGAGGAAAGAUUUCAAGGAGCUGGUUGCGCAUCAUGUCAUUACCGUGUCUUUGAUUUGGUUGUCGUACAGGUUCCAUUUUACGUACAUGGGCAUUGCCGUGUAUAUCACGCAUGAUGUCAGCGACUUCUUCUUGGCUACGUCAAAGUGCCUGAAUUACAUCGACUCCCCUAUUGUCGGUCCUUACUUCUUCGUCUUCAUGUGCGUCUGGGGCUACACGCGUCACUACAUUAACCUCAAGAUCAUCUGGUCCAUUCUCACAACCUUCAAAACCGUUGGUCCCUUUGAACUCAACUGGGAAACGCAACAAUACAAGUGCUGGAUCAGCCAGUACAUUACCUUUGCCCUGCUUGCCUCGCUGCAGGCAGUCAACCUGUUCUGGUGGUUCUUCAUUUGCAGGAUCGCGUAUAGAUUCGUGGUGUACAAGGAUGCGGACGAUGAUCGCAGUGAGUAUGCGCCGACGGAUGAGGAAGUGGAGGAGAAGGAAAAGUUGAUCAAAGAGGGAGCCGAGGCGGACGCCGAGUUCGAGGGGUUGGAGAAGGAGCUGGAGAAGGUGCAAGAUGCGCCCAGAACACCUGCGAACGGGUCGGGCCUGCAGGCGAGCGGUGCGGACAGCAUUGGGUCGAGGGUCAAGCAACGCAAGGGCGGGAAGCAAUAA